AUGGAUAACAACCCUUUUAGCAAGCUAGCGAAACGGUCAUCCAUCGCCGUAGAACAGCCACACCUCCAAGCACCUUCGCGUAAGUGUGCGCAGUCUGAUACAGCCAAAAUUGCUGUCAGCUCGUUCCGUGAGGAUUCGACAAACAGACUCAAGAUCAUCAAAGGUUCUCCAAUAUAUACCGACGAUGCACAAAAUGGCACCAAGGCAACAGACGCAUAUGAUUUUGCUUCGGUGGCAGAGAUUACAGUCAACUACCCUAUCACAAGACUACAGUGGGAUCCAUCAAUGCCGCUCUAUCCUGAUGUGACAUGUGUAGCGACAAGUUCUGAGUGUCUACGAAUCUACGAGCUCUUAGAACCCGAUCCCUCACAGUCUUAUGCGCAGAGUUCCAGGAUCAUUGAAAAAAUGACACUCACCAACUCAAAAACCAAAAACUUCAAUCAACUAGCUCCGCUCACAUCGUUCGACUGGAACAAAACCGACCCCCGACAUAUAAUAACAAGCUCUAUAGACUCUACGUGCACGCUUUGGGACAUUUCGCGAGGCAGCGGGGUGGCCAAAACGCAAUUGAUUGCACACGACAGUGAGGUGUUUGAUGUCAAGUUCCUGCAUGGUAAUAAGCAUGUUUUCACCAGCUGUUCCAAUGACGGAUCCAUCAGAGUCUUCGAUUUGCGAUCCUUGGAACAUUCCACGAUCAUAUACGAGCCCCAGUCCACCAGGUCAUCAAUCGCAAGUAUUGCUACUUUGGCUUCUACCCAGGAUGCAUCAGUGGGCCAGCGUGUACCUUUGCUCCGACUAGCAACGUCUAACUACAAUGCCAACCAAAUUGCCGCCAUAGAAGCUGACAGCAAUCGCGUUUUGAUAUUGGAUUUGAGGUAUCCCGAGACGCCUAUCGAGAUUUUGCGAAGCCAUGUCGCACCUGUUAAUAGCAUAGCAUGGCAUCCAAGCAGAAACUUCCUCCUAACGGGGGCAGACGAUUGCCAAGUAUUGAUUUACGACCUUACAACCUGCAGCCAGCAAGAAAACUCUGUCACUCCAACUUUUGGCUUUUUUGAUGAGAUGGAGGUGAACAAUGUGUGUUGGAACACCGAUGGCUCGUGGGUAGCUGCCAAUAGUGGACGCAGAACGCAAGCGGUGGUGCUUAUGUAA
This is a messenger RNA of Ogataea haglerorum, 1149 nucleotides long. RefSeq lists its product as uncharacterized. Lineage: Eukaryota; Fungi; Ascomycota; Pichiomycetes; Pichiales; Pichiaceae. The transcript is spliced from 2 exons. The coding region runs from base 1 to 1149 and encodes 382 amino acids. Gene Ontology annotation, cellular component: nucleus. The record is from RefSeq and is a predicted model, not a curated record. Gene Ontology annotation, molecular function: protein binding.